This is a messenger RNA of Daphnia pulicaria, 3680 nucleotides long. RefSeq names its product exportin-6-like (gene ebo). The transcript has 17 exons. Lineage: Eukaryota; Metazoa; Arthropoda; Branchiopoda; Diplostraca; Daphniidae. The coding region runs from base 189 to 3572 and encodes 1127 amino acids. The record is from RefSeq and is a predicted model, not a curated record. Gene Ontology annotation, biological process: protein export from nucleus. Gene Ontology annotation, molecular function: small GTPase binding; nuclear export signal receptor activity.
GAGACGGUUUUACUAAAUAGUCUCUCGUUAAUCGUAAAAUAUGACCACAGGAUUGAAACCCAUUUGCUUAUUGAAUAAUGUUUUGUGAUAAGUUUUAGAAUUUAAUUAGCUUAAUAAGCAAUAUGCAGUGAUCAUUUGGUUACUGUGCACAUGUUAUUAAUUGGUUAUAAAAACUCAUCUUUGCUGCAAUGGAUGGAAGUUCAUCUUCCCUUGCUACUCUGGAACUAUAUGUCAAUGAACUCUUUUCUGGAAAUGCGAACAAAGAGCAAAUAGAAAAAAUUCACCAGGCUCUGGAUAACUUUAGUCGUCAGAAGGGAGCUUGGAAAGAUGCACUUUAUUUUCUGAGUCAAACCACGAAUCCACAGACUGCCAUGUAUUCCUUGACUGUUUUAGAGGGUGUCAUAACUAAAGGAUGGACUGGAUUAUCCAAUGGAGAACAAGUUGAAUUGCGCACAACUCUAUAUCACUGGCUCUUAGAAAAGCAUCAGUUUGCCCCUUAUUUCAUUCGUAACAAGGCUGUUCAAUUAGUUGUCCAUAUUGCAAGAUCUGAUUGGCCCCAAAAGUAUCCAGAUUUCUUUAGUGAUGUCCUGAUGCAAGUUUCAUCUUCUAGUAGUUCAUCUACCAUACUUGGACUUCUAUUCCUUCAGACUACAUCAGAGGAGCUUGGUACACCUAGGGAUGGUCUACUUUCUAGCAGGAAAGCAGAGCUAAAGCAAAGACUUUUACAACUUAUACCUCAGAUAUUGGCGAUUCUAACUGGACUGCUUCAAUCUAUCUGGGAAAAACGGGCACAUUCCAUAACAAGCACACCACCUCCAUCACCUACUAAUCCUCUUCCUCCUGAAAGCUCUUCUCCACAUCAUCAGAACUUGUCUACGGGAAAUCAUAGUAGUUCACAUUCUUUGAACUCAGAAGCCGAACCUGUUGCCCGGCUCGUCCUCCAAUGUCUGACACAUUUUUUUACGUGGAUUCCACUCUCGAGUCAUGUAACUCCUCAACUGAUGGAGCUGAUUUUUCGCUUUGUCGGCAUGGGGACCGAAGAAUUGCAACCCAUGAUGAGCACAUCCAACGAACUUAGUGUUCCAGUUGUUGCCUUGGGAACAGUAAAUGAAAUCCUUUACAAGAACUGUGUCCCGGCUGAAUUCGAAAACUUUGUUGUACUUCUUUUCAAUAAUUGUUGCAUUAUUCUCCAUCAUUUUGUCAACAAUUUGAACAAUGUCCAUUUACCCCAGCAACCACGUCCUCAAUUCCUUGAAAAGCUUGUUGAACUUGUUCAUCUGUUGGUAUCAAACCACUUAAGACGGUUAGAAGGCCGUCUUCUACCACAGUUCAGCGUCCCGCAGUUCCUUUCCCUCUUCUUCAGCUUUACAUUCGAACAAGCUGACUGGGGUCGUUAUGCAUCGUGCCUUGACACUUGGCAAGUAUUUCUCAACUAUGUGAAGCAAUCAAGCAAUAUCAACGGAAGCCAACCCAUUUUUAAUGGAGUUUCCUUAGCUUCACGGUACCAAGACUCAUUGGUAACCCUUAGUGAACACGUACUCCGCAAAACGCUUUUUGCCAGUAACAUCACCCAACUAGAAGAACUAGAUGACGAAGCGAUUGAUGGCAAUAUGGAAACUGAACGCCAAAAAAUACAACAUCAGUCUAUUGAAAUUUUCGUUACUGCGGGAGAGUUAGUCAGAAAUCAGACACUUUCAUUAUUAAACGAACCUUUCCAGCGAUGCACUUCGGCUUAUCUAUCAUUAACGUCUCUUUCUACCACAAAUAACAACAUCGUUCGGAUAGAGUCAAAGGAUCAGCUUAAAGAAAUGUUGGUUCUCUUCAAAGAUCUUGCCAUGCUGAUUCAACUUGUUGGACGUCUUUCUGAACUGCACACCGGGCCUGAUUAUUGCACUCACUUCGAAGUAGGGAAAUCACUUGUUCAAAAACUUGUUGAUUUGGCCUCCUACGGAUCAGUGGUGUCUAAUUUAAAUUUUGUCGGCAUUCCUGCGGAUGAGCUCAAGUCCACGUUGUCUUUAGUACAUGCACACGUUUUGUCAUCUCUGCAGGCGUGGUGUCACUGGAUAUCCAUGUGGGCCCACGGUGAUGGUCCCAAAGAGCCAGUGAACUCACUAGUCUCCGCACUUGUUGCGUCUGCAAUCGACGUUUUUAGUCCAUCCUGGUGUAACAUGAGGGCCACUUCUGGAAGUGUGAAAGAGAAUAAUCGAGAAAAGGUGUAUCAGGCAGGAUUGCAAUUACUCUCGUCUGUCGUCAACGUCAUACGCACAGCGGAUUUAUGGACUUGCCCUUCGUGGAUGGAAGUGUUCCAUUCAGUUUACGAAAUCAGUUAUCUACCACCAGCUAUUCAUCGAGAAUUGAUGCGUUGCGUCUUGGGUUCUGCCAUUGUGACUUGGCGUAACUGUACCACCGAAGAACAGCAUUGGGAAGAGCGACAAUCACGCCUACAGUUGACCUUGGAUCGCGCUACCCAGGCCACGCGAAUAUUAGUGCAAGAACUGGGAAGAGAACCAUUGACGCCGUUUUUAGUCCAAGGCAAAUCUGUUGUGAUAUCCACACUGGCUUUGCUGGCUGACUUAGCUGGCCUAGUUCGUGAUGAAACUACUGCUUCAAAAGCGGCCUUAUUCUCGGUUCUUGGUCCGUGGAUUGAACCGACUCUGAUUCUGCUAUCGUACUACAUUCAUGAUUCAGAGGUGACUGAAGCCAUCUUUCAGUUGUAUGUGGCCAUAUUCGAUAGCUUGUUAAGUCAGCUUGGAAUAGGGCGCGCUGAGAAAGCGGUUCAAACCUUCCUGGAAAUAUUCAAACAACAAAAUAUUCAAGAAAUUCUGCAACACGACAACGUUCAUGGAAUCCGAGCAGUAGAACAGCUCUUGCGGAUUUUACAAAUUGUUGUCCAAGAACCAGGCAAUACGUUCAAACGUUUUUUGCCUAACACCUUAUCAUUGUGUUUGGAUCAUAUCCAUCCUUGUAUCUUGCAGGUGAACUCGCCUGAUAUAAAAGAAACGUUCUACCAUUUGCUGACUUUGAUUUUACGUCAUCAUUGGCGUUCGUUUUUUAAGGGAUCGGUGUUGAUGACAUACGGGUCUCGAGAUUUGGAUCGUGCCGAACAAAUGGAUAAUCGACCACAGUUUAUCGCCAUUAUGACUUCCUACGGACAGUCGUUCUUAAUGCCGGAUAUUACUAUUUUUAAACAAAAUCUCGAGGCCCUCGAUAAUCUUCAAUCAAAAUGGAAAUUGUACCACAAAUCCGUUUUCCGUGAUGGAAUUGCCAGUCAGUUUAUAAGUACCCUUUUGAAUGUACUAACCAAUGGAUCGCACGAGCUUCUGAGAGAGGAAAUAGGAUUAGCUAUUUAUGCCAUGGCUUCUCCUGAUUUCGAAGCCUUCUUUCAGCAACUCCUUCCAGAUUACCUUCUAAGUUGCCAAGGGAUAGAAGACUAUCAGAGAAUUGCAUUAAAAAGUAGCUUCACCAAUGAUACGGAUCUUCCUUCUUUUACGCAAAACGUCCAUCGACUUACCAAUGAUCUCCGAUGUUUCCGUUCAACCAACAUUUCCAGCGCAAGCCUCUACCAAUGUUGAAGGAUUUAAAUUGGGCCCAGUUAACUGUCCUACGUCGCUCAUAGGGUUCGCUUGUCAAUUUUUUGGCCUUAUCCGGAAUUUCCCUUUCAAUACAAAUUCUUAAUUCUA